CUCAAGGUUGGCGGUGAAUAUGCUUGCUGUAAUAGUCGUUGCGUUUCACUGGAAAGGUUUUGUUUUUGUUUCUUUGAAAGCGAAAAGAAUAUUAAAAGUAUAAUAUAUAGUGAAUUUCGGUAGUCGAGAUGAGUGAAGACGACUCCGCCGCUACAUCAUCCUCACCCGAUCUUGACACAGUUGCUAAAUACCAGAGAUUGGUAAAAGAAGGAAAAGAAGAGGCCAGAAAAGGAAACCUGGUAAAGUCUUUGGAACUGUUCAGUGCUGCCUAUGAAAUUCAUCAAAGUGAAAAGCUUAAGAGCCGAAUACAGAGGCUUGAAGAAGCUGUUAAAGAAUUUGGGAUUGGAAGUGAUGAAGACGAUGAAUUUGUUAAUGUAAAUAACAGUGGUUUAAAAAUAUACCGGGAACUUCAUGACAAACUCUUUGAACACCAAAAAGAAGGAGUAGCAUUUCUUUACAGUUUAUUCAGAGAUGAACGAAAAGGUGGAAUUUUAGCAGAUGACAUGGGUUUGGGAAAGACUAUUCAAAUUAUUGCAUUUCUUUCUGGAAUGUUUGAUUCUGACCUUGUCACGUGUGCUCUUCUUGUUAUGCCCACAACUUUAAUUGGUAAUUGGACAAAGGAAUUUAAAAAGUGGACACCAGGAAUGAGAGUUAAAGAAUUUCAUGGGACAAGCAAAAGAGAGCGCACAUUGAACUUGGAAAAGAUUCAGAGACGAGGUGGGGUACUUAUAACCACUUAUCAAAUGUUAAUCAACAACUGGCAAGCAUUGUCCAGUUUUUCAGACAGAGAAUUUACAUGGGACUAUCUCAUUCUGGAUGAGGCACAUAAGAUUAAAUCAACGUCAACCAAAACAGCAAAAUGUGCCCAUGCUAUUCCUGCAAAAAAUCGCAUUCUUCUAACUGGGACACCGGUACAAAAUAAUCUGCAAGAAAUGUGGGCAUUGUUUGAUUUCGCUCUAAAGGGAACACUUUUAGGUACAGCGAAGACCUUUAAAAUUGAAUAUGAAAACCCUAUUACUCGUGCCCGAGAAAAGGAUGCAACACCAGGAGAAAAAGCACUGGGGCUAAAAAUUUCUGAAAAUCUUAUGUCAAUCAUUGACCCAUAUUUUCUGAGAAGAACAAAGCAGGAUGUUCAGGAUAGGAAGCAACAGCUUUUAAAAGGGGAACAGGAUAGAGAGAAUUUAGAAAACCAAGAAAAUAUUAAUCCUAAUGCCAAUUGUGAGAUGCCUUCUCUUACAAGAAAAAAUGAUCUGAUUGUAUGGACAUUUCUUAGCUCAGUUCAAGAAGAAAUCUACAGAAAGUUCAUCUCCUUAGACCAAAUCAAGGAACUUCUCAUGACAACUCGCUCACCUUUAGCUGAACUAAACAUAUUGAAGAAACUGUGUGAUCACCCACGUCUCCUUUCUGCAAGAGCUUGUUACCAAUUGGGCCUUGAAAAUGGAGAUAAUAAUGAAGAUGAUCUGGAUGAGAACAGUGGUACCGCUGGAAAAAUAGACCACCUGUCAGAUGAGACACUAAUUGAAGAAUCUGGCAAGUUAACCUUUCUAAUUGGGCUUUUGGAAAGACUUAAAGAUGAAGGCAACCGUACUCUUGUCUUCUCACAAUCAAGAAAAAUGCUUGAUAUUAUUCAGCGGGUUUUGGUUAAUCGAGGUUUUAAUGUGAUGAGAAUUGAUGGAACAAUCACACAUUUAGGUGAACGAGAAAGACGCAUUGCUCUUUUCCAGAAUGACAGUUCUUAUUCUGUGUUCCUUCUUACCACUCAGGUUGGAGGGGUAGGCAUUACACUUACUGCUGCAAACAGGGUUGUGAUUUUCGAUCCCAGCUGGAAUCCAGCUACAGAUGCACAAGCAGUAGACAGAGCAUACAGGAUUGGCCAAAAGGAAAAUGUUGUCAUAUAUAGGCUUAUUACAUGUGGCACUGUGGAGGAAAAGAUAUAUCGACGUCAGGUGUUUAAGGACUCUCUGAUUAGGCAGACAACUGGUGACAAAAAGAACCCUUUUAGAUACUUCAGCAAACAGGAGUUAAAAGAGUUAUUCAAACUGGAAGAGACCAGGUCUUCUACUACACAGAUCCAGCUUCAAAUGUUACAUGCAAGGCAGAGACAUACAGACAUUUCUCUGGAUAUGCACAUAGCAUAUCUUCACACUUUAAACAUGUUUGGCAUCUCUGAUCAUGAUCUUCUCUUUUCUUGUGAUUCAGCAAUUCAAGACCAUCCUGAAGAUCUAGAAGCGCAGCACUAUAUUGAGAACAGAGUUUUAAAAGCACAAGAACUAGUGAAAGCAGAAUCUGAACUUCAUCAACAGUUUAAUGAGUGCAUUAAAUCCAACACUGAACCAGGGUGGCUUCAUAAACAAAUUCAGCCAAAGCAAGCACUUGAGAAGACAUCUAAACAAGAGAUACCAGUUUCUGCACAGGUGACUAUUAAUGAUGAUUCUUCAUCACCAUCAGCAGUUGUGGAUUUAACCGAAGAAAGCUUUGAACACGAAGAGGAGAUUAAUAAUGUAAGCAACAAAAUAAUUGAUCUUGUUCUUGACAGCAGUUAUGAAGAAGCAGAGGCAAACAACAUGGAAAUGCUGAAUUCACCCCGUGAAUGUUCAAUAAAAAAGGAAUUUAAUAGUAGUGUUACUAAAGCAGGGAGUGAAAAUCUCAAAAAUGAGUAUAUUAAUGGCCCUUCAGAUUUUGUGAGCAAGGUUGUUAACAUAUCUGAUAUAAAUAUGGCAUCACCAAGCUUGAAACUCAACUUGUUAAAUGAUGAUGCUGUUACUUCAGAAAUGAUGUAUUCACCCAACAAACAUUUAAAGGACAAUAUUUCUAGAAGAAGCCAGUUACUGUCACCUAACAAUCUAGCACCUAAAAAUGAAACUAAUGAUGCAUCAAUGACUUCUCCUUGUGCAGUUAAAACAAAUGUAGCAAAUUUCAAUUUGUCUCAGCAAUCCUUUUAUGACAUGGACAAGUCUAACAAAUUUGAUGUGGCAGACCCUGAUUUGUUUUCUGAAUCGAUGCCUCAGUGUGACUUUAAACUUCAGAUAGAUGACAGUAUGGAUGAUCUGUUUGAAGCAGACAAAUCUGACAUCCCUAAACCUGACUUCAGUUUGCACAUCUCUGCAGAGAAGAGCUCUGGCAGCUUAGUAAAAGAAUCUCCAAAGAUGAGUAUAAGCACUGAGAAUGGUUAUAUUAAAAGCAAUACUGAAAAAUCACCUACAAGAAAUAUAUCCUCGGAGCAGGAAAGUGAUGGCAGUCUUGAAAAUGGAGAGGAAGAGGAGGAUGAGGAUCAUAUGUACCAUAUGCGAAGGAAAAAAAAGGCACAUGUUAUUUAUGAUAGUGGAGAUGAGGAAGAUAAUGCAAAUUGCAGUUAUGAAGCAGAAAAUGUUUCUGUUAAUGAACUCGACUGUUUUAAUUCAAGCCCAUUACGUUCUUCUUUCACUGGGAUCAGUGUAUCAACUCCAAAGCAAAACAUUCCUUUACUACACACAUCAUCUUCAUCUUUGAUGCCUGGUCGUAAGGCUGCUGCCCUGAAUGUGUCUGUAGCUUCUAGAACCUCUUUUGUAUCUGCUGUUAUGGAGGAUAUUGAAGAUAUGAGUGAAAGUAUGGCGAUGGAGGAGGAUGAAGAAGUAUCAUCGAAUGAUUACAAAAGUGAUGAUAUAGAGCCACAUAAUGAAGUACAAGUGCAGGAGGAUGAUAACAUGUAUGAAGUGUCUGCAUCUGAAAAAUCAACAGAAGAUGCUUCUGUCACUGGGGAAGAUGAGGAGGUAGAAGUGGAAAGUGAAGCAAGUUACUCAGAAAGUGAUAACAGUGAGUCUUUAGAAGACGAGCAGAGUAUUCAAGAUGAAUCGACUGGCAAUUUUGAGCUGCAGUCUGGUGAAAAUGUAGACUGCUUUGCUUCACAACGGCAGAUUCCUUUCAUUGAGCAAAAUACUGAAAUGCUUUGUGCUAAUGAACUUCAAUCACAAGACAAAGAGUAUGAUAAUUUAGUGAACAAAGGUAAAGAACUUCAAAAUGCAGGGAGGUUAAAAGAAGCUUUAGAUGUAUUCUUAAAGGCACUUGAUAUAAAAAGUGGUGAUCCUGAAAUUCAGCUUACAACUAUAAGACUGUAUCGGCAACUCAGUACUAGUUAAAGUCAGCAUGAGUAUUCCUCAGUAAUUGAGUUUACUGGAGUACAACUUUUUGGGUUUUUUCUAUGUAUUUUUUAUAUAUGAUUCCAGUGCAAUGACUUACAUAUGAAAUAUUUGCAAAAAUAAAUUAAUCUCAGUGUA
Messenger RNA from Polypterus senegalus (gray bichir), 4253 nucleotides. RefSeq names its product excision repair cross-complementation group 6-like (gene ercc6l). Bases 129 to 4115 code for a protein of 1328 amino acids. Gene Ontology annotation, molecular function: ATP-dependent chromatin remodeler activity; DNA translocase activity; ATP binding. The transcript has 2 exons. The record is from RefSeq and is a predicted model, not a curated record. Lineage: Eukaryota; Metazoa; Chordata; Cladistia; Polypteriformes; Polypteridae.